This is a messenger RNA of Arabidopsis thaliana (thale cress), 2072 nucleotides long. RefSeq names its product long chain base2 (gene LCB2). The coding region runs from base 249 to 1718 and encodes 489 amino acids. The transcript has 12 exons. The record is from RefSeq and is marked reviewed. Lineage: Eukaryota; Viridiplantae; Streptophyta; Magnoliopsida; Brassicales; Brassicaceae. Gene Ontology annotation, biological process: sphingolipid metabolic process. Gene Ontology annotation, molecular function: pyridoxal phosphate binding; serine C-palmitoyltransferase activity; transferase activity. Gene Ontology annotation, cellular component: endoplasmic reticulum membrane.
UUAAAAAAGAAAAGAAAUGGUUUUAUGAUCCGAUCCCUUCUCAAUCUCACGGAGGGGAAAAGAUUCCUCCAAUUCAAAUCUCUGUCUGUGUCUCUGUCUCUCAACUUUCAAUUUCUGAGAGAGUCGGAAAUAUUCUCCAGAUCGCCUAAGGCAAAUUCGUUUUCCGAUUCGGCCUAGCGACGGCGAGAGAGGAGAGGAAGAGGCAAGUUGAUUGACCGGAGAAGAAGACGAAGCCGUUCUUGGAGAAAAUGAUAACGAUUCCUUAUUUAACCGCUGUAUCCACCUACUUCAGCUAUGGAUUGCUCUUUGCUUUUGGUCAGCUCCGAGAUUUCUUCCGUCGCUUCAUUGAUUGGUGGUUCACUAGCAAUCUCCAGGGAUACGCGCCGAUCUGUUUGGGGCAUGAGGAUUUCUAUAUCAGGCGAUUGUAUCAUCGGAUUCAGGAUUGUUUUGAACGACCUAUAUCGAGUGCACCUGAUGCUUGGUUUGAUGUGGUUGAGCGCUACUCUAAUGACAACAACAAGACGCUUAAGCGAACAACAAAAACUAGCAGGUGCCUCAAUUUGGGGUCCUACAAUUAUCUUGGGUUUGGUUCUUUUGAUGAAUAUUGCACGCCUCGUGUUAUUGAGUCCUUGAAGAAAUUUUCAGCAAGUACAUGUAGCUCUCGUGUUGAUGCAGGAACUACAUCCGUGCAUGCAGAACUUGAGGAAUGUGUUACUAGGUUUGUGGGAAAGCCUGCUGCUGUUGUUUUUGGCAUGGGCUAUGCAACAAAUUCGGCUAUCAUUCCAGUCUUGAUUGGAAAGGGAGGGUUGAUAAUAAGUGAUUCUUUGAACCAUAGUUCUAUUGUCAAUGGUGCUCGAGGUUCUGGAGCCACUAUCCGUGUUUUCCAGCAUAACACGCCUUCCCAUUUGGAACGAGUUUUGAGAGAACAAAUUGCAGAAGGUCAACCUAGGACACAUCGACCAUGGAAGAAAAUUAUUGUUGUUGUUGAAGGUAUUUACAGCAUGGAAGGGGAGAUUUGUCAUCUACCGGAAGUUGUGGCCAUAUGCAAGAAGUAUAAGGCAUAUGUUUAUUUGGAUGAAGCUCACAGCAUUGGGGCAAUUGGUAAAACAGGAAAGGGUAUUUGUGAACUCCUGGGAGUUGACACAGCUGAUGUGGACGUAAUGAUGGGAACCUUCACAAAAUCUUUUGGGUCUUGUGGUGGCUAUAUUGCUGGAUCUAAGGAGCUCAUCCAAUAUUUGAAGCAUCAAUGCCCAGCUCAUCUUUACGCAACAUCCAUACCAACUCCUUCCGCACAACAAAUUAUAUCUGCCAUUAAAGUUAUUCUGGGAGAGGAUGGUUCAAAUCGAGGGGCACAAAAGCUAGCAAGAAUACGUGAGAACAGCAACUUUUUCCGGGCUGAGCUGCAGAAGAUGGGAUUUGAGGUACUUGGAGACAAUGAUUCCCCAGUCAUGCCUAUAAUGCUUUACAACCCAGCAAAAAUCCCAGCUUUCUCAAGAGAAUGUCUGCGACAAAAAGUGGCAGUGGUGGUCGUGGGUUUCCCAGCUACACCUCUACUGCUGGCUAGGGCACGUAUUUGCAUCUCCGCAUCUCAUUCAAGAGAAGAUCUUAUAAGAGCCCUCAAGGUUAUAAGCAAAGUAGGUGACCUUAGCGGAAUCAAAUAUUUCCCGGCAGAGCCGAAGAAAAUAGAACAGUCGAAAAACGACAUCAAGCUGGAUUGAAGAAUUAACCAAUGAAAUAGAGAUGCAUCCAGGAAAACGCAAGCAAAUGCUGUGUUAUGUGUUAACUUCUCCAUAUCUCUCUGAUGUGACACAAAUCUGAUUUCUCAGGGGUCCAGCCAUUUCCUCUCUAAGUAAAACACAAACCCAGAGUUAGUCCACCUUUCCUCAAGUCUUGUUUACCAUGGUGCUACUGCAUUUAUGUGAUUCUUCAUCCAUGUUUUUCCAAGAGUUUAAAUGUAUAGUAAUAUCGUUGAAUGAUGUCAGAGUUCUUUUAUUACUCCGGACAACAACUGUUUUCUAUGUUUGGAUUAUUUGUAUCAAAAGGUUUUGGAUAAAUUGGUCAAUUAAGUUCCC